AUGGAAAGGAAGAAUGCAACACAUGUAACUGAGUUCAUCCUAACUGGUUUUCCAAAUCCUUGGGAGAUAGAGAUCCUCCUCUUCCUGAUAUUCUUCAUCAUUCUGAUGGCAACAAUGAUUGGGAACACCAUAAUCAUAACUCUUAUCAUAAUUGAUUACCGCCUACAUUCCCCCAUGUAUUUCUUCCUCUGCAACUUGUCUAUCAUUGAAAUUUUUUCAGCUCUGACAGUGGUGCCCAAAAUGAUGCAGAACUUCCUACUGGAAAGGAAAUCCAUCUCUUUCUAUGGGUGCUUGGGUCAGUCAUAUUUCUAUUUCUUGUUUGGCACCUCUGAAUAUGUUCUACUGGCUAUGAUGUCCUAUGACCGAUAUGCUGCUAUAUGCUACCCACUUCGCUACAGCACAAUCAUGAGUGGGAAGGUUUGUAUCAAUCUUGUUGUAGGUUCUUGGAUGAGUGGAUUCUUCUCCAUACUUGUUCCCACGGUGAUGAAGUUGGGCUUGCCUUACUGUGGCCCAAAUGUGAUCGAUCACUUUUUCUGUGACAGUGCUCCUUUGCUCCACUUGGCCUGCGCUGACAUCAGCCUUGUGGAGUUUAUUGACUUCCUUGUCUCACUUCCCAUUCUUCUGGGUUCUCUUUUACUGACACUCAUCUCUUACUUUUACAUUAUAAGCACCAUUCUCAGGAUUCCUUCUGCCACAGGAAGGCAGAAGGCAUUCUCAACUUGUGCCUCCCAUUUCACCGUGGUUACAAUUGGCUAUGGCACCUCUGUCUUCAUUUAUGUUAGGCCUUCCCAAGCUAAUUCUAUGAGCUUCAACAAAAUUGCCUCUCUGGUCACGACUGCAGUGACACCCUUACUCAACCCCAUUAUAUUUACAUUUAGAAACCAGAAAGUCCAGGAAGUUUUUAGGGACUCGGUUAACAAGUACAUAAAGAAAAGAAAAGGAGGAGAUUGA
Zootoca vivipara (common lizard) is the source of this 951-nucleotide messenger RNA. RefSeq names its product olfactory receptor 6M1-like. Gene Ontology annotation, cellular component: membrane. Gene Ontology annotation, molecular function: olfactory receptor activity; G protein-coupled receptor activity. Lineage: Eukaryota; Metazoa; Chordata; Lepidosauria; Squamata; Lacertidae. The record is from RefSeq and is a predicted model, not a curated record. Gene Ontology annotation, biological process: G protein-coupled receptor signaling pathway.